AUGGAUGUGUUCAGAGCACCUGAAAAUGAGUCUCUGCUCUCUGAUUCCACUGCAAGCUCCACACCUUGGGAUCCCUUCCACCACCCCCUGGAAAUCAUCCAGCCCUGGAACUUCCAGCUUCUAGCUGCAUUAAUGUUCUUGGUGACAUCUCUGUCGCUCUCUGAGAAUUUUGCUGUCAUACUGGUGACUUUUAAGUUCAAACAGUUGAGGCAACCUGUCAAUUAUGUCAUAGUAAACCUGGCUAUAGCUGAUUUUCUGGUCUCAUUGAUUGGUGGCACGAUCAGUUUUUUUACCAAUAUAAAAGGCUAUUUUUAUAUGGGACAUUGGGCUUGUGUACUGGAGGGAUUUGCCAUCACAUUCUUUGGAAUCGUUGGUCUCUGGUCUCUUGCUCUGCUGGCUUUUGAGAGGUACAUUGUGAUCUGUCGCCCACUGGGAAAUAUGCGCCUGAGGGGGAAGCAUGCAGCCCUGGGCAUUAUCUUCGUCUGGAUCUUUUCCUUUAUCUGGACCAUCCCUCCUACCAUGGGCUGGAGCAGCUACACCACCAGCAAGAUUGGAACUACCUGUGAGCCCAACUGGUAUUCAGGAGCCUAUAAUGAUCAUACCUACAUUAUUACAUUCUUCACCACCUGUUUCAUACUGCCAUUACUUGUGAUUUUGGUAUCCUAUGGAAAAUUGAUGAGGAAACUAAGAAAGGUGUCAGAUACUCAAGGCAGAUUGGGGACUACAAGGAAACCUGAAAGACAAGUCGCUCGAAUGGUUAUUAUUAUGAUCCUUGCAUUUCUAUUCUGCUGGUCUCCAUAUGCAGCCUUUUCCAUUCUUGUCACCGCAUGGCCUUCCAUUGAGCUGGAGCCUCGUCUGGCCGCAAUUCCAGCUUUCUUUUCCAAAACAGCUACAGUUUAUAAUCCGAUUAUUUAUGUCUUUAUGAACAAACAGUUCCGGAGGUGUUUCAUUCAGCUGUGCGGAUGCAGUGACCAAGAGACUGCAACAUGCAAUAUGAACCCAACUUUGGAGAGAGUGGUGAUAACCCAGGACAAAGGUGGUGGUGAAAUGUUCACAAUAGCAGCACACAACACCAUUUCAAACAGGAGAAAUGAGGAUGAACAGAGGAGCUGCCAUUUUUUUACUCAGUUGACAGUUUCAGAAAACAAAGUCUGUCCGAUGUAAACAGAACAAGUUUCGAGAUAAGAAAUGCAGCACUACAGAAUGUUCCCUUGUUAUCAGCGGUUCAUUCAAAUGGUUGUCAGCAAGACUGUGAGGGCCCACAAUCUGGCAGAAAUUUGCUUCUGGGGUUGCUGAGCCACAGAAACACCAAGGGCCUCCAAGCUCUGCAGCUGUAGGUAUUCCUUGUAUUCAGAGGGCAAAGAAUCAGCAUGCUAUGUGACAGUGGAAUGCCCCACUAUUAACUGAUUCCACACUAUCCCUUUUCCAGACCAUCCACCCUCCUGGCUCCUGGGAAUGACUUCAGGAGACUCCAGUGAACAUAUACUGGGACUUGACAUGCUAACAGGGAAGUAGGUUCUCAUUCAACUGACUGAACAUUGGGAAUUGGAAGAAAACAAAGGAUCCCAUGGCUCCAAAUUAAUAAAGAUAAAUAAAUAAUACUUAGUACUUGGCUGACUGGAGCUCAAACAG
Messenger RNA from Caretta caretta (loggerhead turtle), 1632 nucleotides. RefSeq names its product vertebrate ancient opsin-like. The record is from RefSeq and is a predicted model, not a curated record. Gene Ontology annotation, biological process: visual perception; phototransduction; G protein-coupled receptor signaling pathway. Gene Ontology annotation, cellular component: membrane. Gene Ontology annotation, molecular function: G protein-coupled receptor activity. Lineage: Eukaryota; Metazoa; Chordata; Testudines; Cheloniidae.